This is a messenger RNA of Fonsecaea pedrosoi CBS 271.37, 1068 nucleotides long. RefSeq lists its product as uncharacterized. The transcript has 2 exons. The record is from RefSeq and is a predicted model, not a curated record. Lineage: Eukaryota; Fungi; Ascomycota; Eurotiomycetes; Chaetothyriales; Herpotrichiellaceae. The coding region runs from base 1 to 1068 and encodes 355 amino acids. Gene Ontology annotation, molecular function: nitronate monooxygenase activity.
AUGUCGUCGUCGUCGUCGGUCCCCUCCCUCUCCACCCCGCUCACCAAACUCCUGGGCAUCAAGUACCCGAUCAUGCUGGCGGGCAUGGCGCGCACCUCGGGCGGUCCGCUCGCCGCGGCCGUGUCCAACGCCGGCGGCAUCGGGACGAUCGGUGGCCUGGGGUACACGCCGAAGCAGUUGCAGGAGAUCAUCGACGAACUCAAAGCCAACCUGACAGACCCGUCGCUCCCGUUCGGCGUGGACCUCGCCCUCCCGCAAGUCGGGGGCUCCGCGCGCAAGACCAACCACGACUACACGCACGGACAGCUGGACGAGCUGAUCGAGGUGACGAUCCGGAACGGGGCCAAGAUCUUCGUGAGCGCCGUGGGCGUGCCGCCCGAGCGGACCAUCAAGCGGCUCCACGAGGCGGGCGUGCUGGUCAUGAACAUGGUCGGGGCGCCCAAGCACGCCGAGAAGGCGCUGCGGGCGGGCGUCGACAUCGUCUGCGCCCAGGGCUCCGAGGGCGGCGGCCACACGGGCGACAUCGCAAACAGCAUCCUCAUCCCCGCCGUGUGCGAUGUCGCGCGCAAGUACCGCUCGCCGCUGACGGGGGAGCCCGCGCUCGUCGUCGCCGCGGGGGGCAUCUACGACGGCCGCAGCCUGGCUUCGUCGCUGAUGCAGGGCGCCGUGGGCGUCUGGGUCGGUACCCGCUUCGUCGCUGCUGAAGAGAGCGGCGCGAGUCGUCUGCACAAGGAGGCCGUCGUCAGCGCGGGCUUCACCGACACGCUGCGCACGCUGGUCGUGUCGGGCCGGCCCCUCCGCGUCCGCCUCAACGACUACGUCGCCAAGUGGGAGGCCCAGCCCGAGCGCAUCAAGGAACUCACCGACAAGGGCAUCGUGCCCCUCGCCUACGACAUGGAGCAUGACAACGACGUCGACACCCCCUUCCUCAUGGGCCAGGUCAGCGGCAUCAUCUCCGACAUCAAGCCCGCCCGCCAGAUCGUCGAGGAGAUGGUCACCCAGGCCGUCGACAUGCUCAAACUGGGCAGCACCUACAUCGAGGCUGGCGGUCCCAGAAGUCGAUUGUGA